AUGAAGUGUGACGCCGUGAUUGAGAAAAUUAAGGCCCGCGUUGCCGCUAUUGACCCCAAUGGACCACGUAAAGUGCUGGGAGUGUUCCAGCUGAACAUUGAGGCCGCCGAUGGUGUCCACGAAAUUGUUGUUGAUCUGAAGGGACUGUCUGUUUCGGACGGUAAGGCCGCUUCGCCGGAUGUGGUGAUCAAUCUGAAGGACGAGGACUUUAUUGCCGUCGGAACGAAGCAGAUCCCGGUGAAGGAUGCGGUCGCACAGGGCAAAGUCAACAUGACCGGCGACCAGACCCUGUUCCAGGCCUUGGUGGAUGCUAUUUAA
Molecule: messenger RNA, 318 nt
Organism: Anopheles aquasalis
Lineage: Eukaryota; Metazoa; Arthropoda; Insecta; Diptera; Culicidae
Cellular component (GO): cytosol
Source: RefSeq, a predicted model, not a curated record